AGGAUUCGAAGUAGGUCAGUUAGAAACGCAGAUGUUUUGACAAGAUAGAAAUCAGCUGUGUGUUGAACUGAAUUAGUACAUGCGUAAUUUGUUGAAUACUGAAUUUAGUGAAAGGAAAAUCGCAUAAAAUAAGGUGUGAACAAAAAAAUUUGAUGAAGUUGUUUUAGUAGUUUAGUACAAAGAAGCGAGAUAUAUUAGAAAUGAAUUCGACAUAUGGAGAUUGCUCAAAACCAAAGAAGUCUAAGACUUCAGAAGAAUUUGCCUUUGCUUCAUAUUGGGCACAUUUACCGUCUCUCAUCUUAUGUGACAUUUUUGAUUUGUUAAGCAAAGAGGAUAGGCGAAAUGCAUCUGCAGUGUGUAAGAAUUGGAGACAAAAUAGUUUCCAUCCCAAGUGGUUUCAUUCAGUAACCUUUAGGAUCGAACAACGUAAUUUAGAAAGAGCCAGAUUUCAAAUAUACACCUUUGGUAGCAUUGCGUCAGAAAUCAAGAUAAUAUUAAAUUCAUUGUCAUAUGAAUGUGUUGAAGAAUUUAUGCAUUUGUUAGAAGAAAUGCAAAAAAAUAAUAACUUGAAAAGUUUUAUUAUAGAACCAACACAUUGUCGACUUGAAGUGCCAGUAAAACAAAAUAGAUACAUUGAUGAAUACAAAGAAAUAUUGAAAUUAUUGAAGAAUUGUUUGUCGAAACUUAGAAAAUUCAGUAUCGGUUGCUUAGAGAAUUUUUCCUUACAACUUCAAGAAUUAUUGGAAUCGCUUAAUCCGUCUCUUGUAACCCAUCUAGGUUUAGCUAGUGUUAAAGAUAUUCCUUUGAAACAAGAAGGUGGUUGUUUUGAUUCUAAGCUAAUUACCCGUUUUACAAAACUAGUAAUUCUAAGUGUGGAUUACGAUCAAAUAUCCGACGAUUUUCUUUCAAAAUUGGAUGGUGCGACGGAAUUAGAACGAUUAGUAAUACACAUUCAUGCAGUCCGUAAAAAUCAUCCCAACACCACGAACAAAGCUUGGAUCGAUUUUAGCGACAAACAUCCAAAUUGUGAGCUCCGACUGGCAUUUAUACAUGCUUUUAGGGAUAUUAGAAACAUUCACGAAACUGUCAUGAGGUCUGCCAUGCCACUUUCUCACCUUAAAGUAUUCUUCUGCGAACAAAUAAAUAUGCAACUUAUAGAAGGUCUUACCCAAUACUCGGACACAUUACGUAGUGUAAUUUUGGUAGAUUCUUUGAGCGACAACCACAGCAGUUGGUCAUUGAUAAAACCAUGGUAUGACGAUAGUCCUGAUCCUUUCGUAUUGACAGCUUGGUUAUGCAAACGUCUGGAAGAAUUGGUAUUAUUCGGUUACAAAUAUUCGCAUGAAAAUUUAAUUGCUAUUGGUAGACUACGGGGUCACACAUUAAAAAGACUGGAUAUCGCAGAAGUAGAUGUGUGUAUUGAUGAUAAAAAAACGAGAGAACCUUUGAAUUUAAAUAUCCCACAUAGCAGAAUUAAACCAUGGAGACCUUUGAAACGGUCAGAACUACACCCAGUAGUGCGCAGUGCUACAGCAGGUGAUUCUGACGAAUAUCUAUUGCCGCUAGUCUUAGCAGACCUCAACUAGUUAAGGAGAACUUCAAACAUUCGUUUUGCUCCAGCAUCAAUUUAUAUUUAUUUUACAUUGUUUUGGUCUUCUAUUUAUAAAAAGAAUGCAUAGUAGUUCUCACAAUUACAGUGUAUUUAUGCGUUCGUAUUGAUUGGUUUAGUCAAAAGUUGAAUUUUUUAGUGAUUAUAUUUACAGACAAAUAUAAACUUAGAAUAUUGCUGUGAACGAUGUAAAGAUCUCGUUUAUGAUAUUAGAACAAAUUUUUAAUCCAGAACUGAUUCAAAUAAUGUUUGGGAACAAUUUACAUAAACUGAUAUAUCAUCGAGAAGGAGUUACAUAAAUUUAACUAACUGUUAUGCCUAAAGUUACCACUACCUUAAUUUGAUUACAGCUAUUUAUAGAUUUAUUAUGAUUUUCCUCUAGUUUACUUUUGGAUUGUUCCAACUUCUUUUUUACUAGGCUUCGCCUUUCUAUUUCAGAAUCUUGUUUCAUAAUAAUUUUUUGUCUUCUUAAUUAUCUUUAUUUUUUUAUGUCGGCCUAAUGUUCUUAUGGUUAUGUUGAUUACUAUGUUUACCAUCGAGACGUUUGAACUAAUUUUUCGUAAAUUUAAUAUCCGACCAAAAUACUUCUUCCAAUGAUAUUUUAGUUAAUUAUGAUGAAGAAAAUAUUCAAAUAUAUGUUACGGGUCAGAAGAUUUUGAAAAAUUGUUCUCAAACAUGUCAUAUAAGACUUUUUGAAUGUGUCGCUAAAAAAAUUAACUGCUUGACUGUUUCUUUUUGGACAAAACUGUCUGAACGAGUGAAUGAUUGUAUAGUAUUAAAUAAAAUUAUGUUAGCUUAAGCUCAAAGAGCUGAUAUAAAACAAUUUGCACAUUCCAACAAGAAUAUCCCAGAGUGCAAAGUCUGACAUGUUUCGUUAACAAAUGAAAAAUAGAGAUAAGAAUUUAAUGGUUUAAGGAUAUUGAUCGAAUCAAACCUUGCAGGUUUUAUGAUGUUGAAUUUGAUACAUUACAAAAAUGUAUAUAUGGUAGGGUUUAAGAGCACUAUUUUUUUAGGGGUGUACUAGAAGUAUCAUUGUAAGUUUUAUAGAUUUUUUUCAUUAUUUUUACCAAAUCAGACUGUAUGAGCUUCAAUUUUAUAUAAAUUAACAAUUUAGAGUAAUAAGCAAAUUCCAGAUAUCUUUUAUUAACUACUAUGACUUGUAAUUGUACCAACCAUGAUAUUAACCAAUUUGCCUUAUAAGUAUCAAAUUUAAUGUACUUUGCUUCAAACUAUCAGCUCUAAUUAUUAUUUUGAACUAACCUCCAGAACUAAAUUGGAAUUUCUGCACUUGUUAGUGGCAUACAUACUAUAAAGUCACAAUUACAUUGUUUGGUCCUUCGAGCCGGAUAUGUACCAAAAACCUAUGGAAACUUUGAAGUACCAGAGUGUAAAUAUUGGUAUAAUUGUAAUAAAAAUUGUGUUCAGUACUAACUUAGGAAAAUAGGUGCGACCCUAUCCAUUUCUUGUAUAAUGUAAUCUUCUAGAUUCGAUCAUGUUUCUGAAACCAGAAAAUAAAAACAAAACAUCUGUGAUAUUGAAAAAUAAAAACUUAACUGAAAAGCAAACGUAACAACGAUCGAUAUUUAUACAUUGAAGAUUGUUGCCUGUUUAACAACUUCAAACAAAAAGUUUCGAAGAUAAAUAAAAAAAUUGCUUUUCUUUUGACCAAAAGUUAGAUUAUAAUGCAGCUUAUUCUUAUGAUCCGUUUGUUGUGAUGAACAUUUUUCAUGAUGUUUGAUAUUGUUUAAAAAUGUGUAUGUGUUUAAUUUAUGUUAUUCGUGCAGUACUACAAAUAGAGUUCCUCAGAUAUUAUUCAUAUUCUAGAAAUAACGCAUUGUGUAAUAUGCAGAUCAAACAAAAUUUUAGGAGUAUUAAAAAGUAGGUAUUUUUGAUUAAUUUUGGCACAAAUAACUUAAUUCUUCCUAUAUUAUUAAUUGUUUAUAUAUAGUCCAUUAUAAAUAGCAAUUUUAAAAGUUUAUGAAAAGGACUUAUGUACAAUUUCUAAAAGGAGGUCUGGUAUUGUAUAUUGAAAGCUGGGGUAAAAAGUAGUCUAUUUUACUAGGAUAUUUUUUAACCUCUGUGUUUAAAAUACGUUUUAGUAGAAUUUUUGAGUUUUAGUUACUGUAAAGUUGCCGGAAGCUACUUGGUAUGUUAUUUUGAUCCUUUUCCUUAUUAUUUCAUCUAAUUUUUAUAUUUUAAAUUUAAAUAAUAUAUAGGAUAGUAAAGGAUUCGAAGUCUUUGUUAUAGAAUUUUUAAAAGUUUUGUGUCAAAAUGUUUAAGCAAAAAUAUAACUGAAGUUACUGCAAAUUCCACAUCUGCUCCCCUCUAACGUUUCCUACUACUCACUAGUUAACAUCAAAAGCUAUUAUAAAUAAUUCUCAAAUUAGGGAUUUCACAGUAUUAUGAUAAAAAAAUAUAAAUAAGAUUGUGUAUAUUGAAAUAUUGACCGAAGACCAAUAUGUUUCAAGUCAGGUUGAUAAAAAAUGAAGAAAAUGUUAUAUUGCUUCUUUAAUGGGAAAGAAGACAAGGCUUAAGGUCGUACUCGAAAGUUUUACAAAGGAACGCAGAUACAUAUUUUGCUUACAAAUUCAGAAAAUUUUGUUUACAUUAAAAGUAUGCUAACAUUUCUUAAUAAUUUAUUUUUCAAUGCUUAUCACCAAUUCUUUAAAGUAAUUUGAGAUGGAGAAUUUAAACAAAGUUGGAAUUUCUGGAAUCGUUAGUCACAUUCAUAUAUAAUUACACUAUGUAAUCCUUUGAGCUUUCUAUAAGUAUUUGGUUCACAUCCGGCUUGAAGGACCAGAUAGUGUAAAUAGUAUUAAAGUAGACAACAGUGUGUUCAAUAUGACUACUAGUAUUGGUGAAAUCAUGAUAAAUAAAAUGCAAUGAAAUUUGUUGUAUUUAAGUUGGCGACAAAGUAAUUUCGGUUUUGUGGUAUAAAAUAAAACAAAGAAAAGUUUUUGUUAAGUUAUAUAUACUUUCAACUUCAUAUUUCCGCGCUCAUAAAAUUACUGGUCCUUAUCAACAAAAAAAAUAAACCAGGUGCGAUUGAAAGUCAUCGUCAUUUGUGAAAGUUUCACCAUUCAAAGAAUUCUGCAAAUUUCGAAAUAAAUGGUAAUCAGAUUAUGCCGAUCAGAGGUAUAUGGAGGAUGUGGCCAGUCAAUCUCCAAUAGUGUCCCAUGAGUUACCAUUAUCAUGGUAGAACUCUAAACCUUUCUGAUUUGGUGAUUCUGACAGUUCUUUUUUUAUUGCUUCAUUAUUAAUUGUUGGCAGUAAACUUCAGAAUUGGUUGUUUGGUUCCUUGGAAGCAGCUCAAAAAACACAACACCUUUGUAAUCCCACCAAGCUGACAGCAACGCUCUCUAUCAGUAAAAUGCGAAAGUACUUAGUUGCCAACCUUAUAGUAUUGUAUCGAUAUUGUCCACUCAAGUGCUUUAACAUAUUCUGUAGCACCAAAAAAUCCUUCUUGACUUAAAAUCUUGAAAUGUGUACAUAACUUUGAAGAUACCAUGUAUUUAGUUAUCAAAGUAGUUCUGAAAAAAAUUAUAUGAAUGUUAACAGCAGUUUAUUUUUUUAAUUGUGUGUAAGUUUAUGUUUAUCAAAUUAUAAAAAUUAUAAAUGUCUGUAUAUCAUUAGAAUAGUUCAUAAUAAUUUUAGUUCAUAAAAUCUUCAGGACAAUACAACUUUAAAUUAACUGGAGAAGACGAAUGUGAUAAUUAAACGAAUUAAAAUUAUUAUUAACUAUAUUUUAUCUAGUAUUAAUAUCACGAUCAUAACUAAUGAAUAAAAUUUAUACGAAGAAUCCUUAAUAUCAAUAUUUCGUUUUCGUUUAAUUUUAGGUAUUCUUUGUAUAAAAUAAGUUCUGUUUUGUUCGUUUUAUAAAUCCAAAGUUUAUUGCUUUAAUGAACAUUGAAGGCUUUAAAAAAAUCAAAAAUAUUUUUUCUAUUUCUGACACGUAUUCAAAACGUCACUUGAACGAUAUGAAACCACUACAAAACUAAAAUACUUGCUUUCAUAUUAGUUAUGCUCUAUAUUUAAUCUUUUUAUACAAAUUAUAAACUAGUACAUUUUUUUUUGGUCGAAGGACAUUGUCCAUUUAGCCAUUAGCUACAAUAUAGAAGGUAUCACAAGUGAACCGAAUCUAACCAACCAUGCAUGUUGUCUGUAUCAAAUUGGAUGGAUUAAGAGUAUAUGUUUUACACUUAGGGGUCGUUCAGGGUGACUAACUUAAAAUAAACCACGGUUCAGAUAAGAACAGCUCUCUUAGGUUCAGUAACAGAAGAUCCGAAACAAGCUAGAUUAUAGUUUUAACUUGCACUCUCUAAUGAAUUUCAAUAGAAUAUUAGACAUUCACCUUAUUUAAUACCAGUAAUCUCAUUAAGUUAAAUGGAGGUAAAACAUGGAUUUUUAUUAGAUUCUCUAUGCCAAAAAAAACCUUGUAAAGGGGUGGAAUGAGAACCUUAUAAUCACCCCUCCUCCUCCAAAAGUUUAUAUUAUUUUAUUCAUCAGUAGACUUAAUCUUUAUGUAUCAUCAGCUAUAUUUAUUCUAAGUAGGUUAUGAAUUCUUUCUUUUUCGGUUUGCCCGCUCUAAAAAAGUUCUACAUGCUCCAGUCGUGUUAUUCCUUAUUCCCAAGUUUCCCUUUAUUAAUUAGUCUGACUCAUCUUCUAGUUUGUCACCUCCAAUAUUCCAAAUUUAUACUUUAAAAACUUGUUUCUGUUGUUUUACUUCUUUUGGAAAUCUUUUCAUAUGCGUCCUUAUUCGUUUUUGUUACUGAAUUAUAAUAUGUACAGAUAAUCAAUUGCAAAUCACUCAUACUCAUCAUCCUAUUUGACUACAAAGUAACUUUAGAUGGGUUAUUACCUACUUGUUUCUCAAUUUUUAAUAAUUUGAAAAAUUUAUUUUGAAAAUUGUUUCUUUAAAUUUAUUCAAAUUUAAAUUCCCAAGCUACUCACAAUUUUUAAAUUCAUUUUAAGGGUUGUAUCUCCUAUAUGAAAGAGUACCUCUAUCAACUGUAGAUUUUGGAUGACCUUAUACAUAUUAACUUUCAUUCUAUAUCUUCAAAUUUUCUCAAAAUAUUCUACUUCUCGUUUUGAUUUAGAAAAUUAAAACUGCCAAUUUAAUAUUUGGACAAUCCAAUUUCUUUUCAAAAUAACUUGUUAUCGUUUUGUAUCCAAUCAGGAAACAUAUUUUUGAAUAUUUCUUUAUUAUAAAUUAAUUAAUUUUCAUGAUAUUUUAUCAUUUUUUCUUCUUUUCCAAAUAUAUAAAACUACAGAGAAUUCAAUCAACUUCUAUUUUCAAGGUUAGUUUUCAUAAUAUUUUAUCGAUUCUUCUUUUUUUUCAAAUAUAUAAAACUACAGGGCUUUCAAUCAAUUUCUAUUUUUAAGGUUAGUUUUCAAACCAUUUCAACGAUUCUUCUUUGUUUUUCAAAUAUAUGAAUCUACAGAUAAUUCAAUCAACUUCUAUUUUUAAGGCUAGUUUUCAUAAUAUUUUACAGAUUUUUCAUCUUUUUCAAAUGUAUGAAACUACAGGGCACUCAAUCAACUCAUAUUUUGAAGCUUAGUUUUCAAACCAUUUUUUCGAUUCUUCUUUUACAAAUAUAUAAAACUACAGAGCAACUGAUGUAAUUACUGUACUUGUACUUCCAAUCACUUCAACUAUUUGUUAAUAAUUUUGAAUAUAUCAUCUAAACUUUCAAAUAUUUUGAAAAAAAUGUGGGAUUAUAUGAAUUCUAGUGGCGAAUAUGCUUGAAAUAAUUUUGUGUCUCAAUAGAAAAAAUCUGAAUCAAAUGGUGUGAGAAUCUUUACAACAUCAAGUACCUGAAUAACAAGUGAUUAUAGCAAAACUUAAUCUGCUAUUGUAAUUCAUAAACUAGUCCAAGAUAUUAGUAUUAUAACGAAAGAAUUAAAAGAAAUCUUCAUAUGUAUGAAAUGUGUGUGUCAAAAAUAAAUAUAAUACAUUCUUCGUACAAUAUAAACCUGUUAGUAUGAAUCUUGUCUCUUUCGAUAGAUAUUUUUUAACAAGAUUUAUAUAUACAAAUUUUCAGUAUCUACUUGGAACUUGUAGGUAUUUAGCCUUUUUAUACUCACUAUUACACUGUCUGGUUCUUCAUAUCCGGCUCGAAGGACCAGAUAAUGUAAUUGUGUUCUGUAGUGAGGUAGUUUUCGCAUAAUAUUGAUGUUCCAAAUAAUACCUAAAUGGAAAUUUGUACGAAGAACGACAUGAGAGAAUGUUGACAACAAUGUGUGUAACUCCAUCCACUUUCAAUAUAAAACUAUUCCAAAAAAUAUUAUAUAGUAAAAAUGGAGUUUUAAGAUAUGUCUGUGAUGAAAAAUAUACUCAUUGUUAACAGCGUACAUAUGUUUCAACACGCUGAAAAUUACAAUGUAGGUUUAAAAUUACAAAGAUCCAUUUUAUCCAAUUAUCAUAAGAUAGUAUCUGUUAGCCCAGUAUGAAUUGGUAGUACUUAUCACUAACACACUAACAAAUCCUCUUGGAAAUGGUAAUACAGUUUUAUAUCGUUAAUUAUAGUUUUCCAUCAUUGUUUUUUCUUUGCUAUAUUCUUAUGAAAUUUUGAUACUGUUAAAUCAUCUAAUUGAUUUAAAUUUGGAAUCUUUUUACUCCUCAAUUUUUUUGUUAAAUAAAUCAACUAACUGUCUAAUGGUACUAAAACAAUUUUAUUAAUAAACUUUGAAGGGAUCCCUUGUUUUUUCCUCACCUGCUCUGUUCAUUUCGUGUUGACACGAUCAAAAACCUUUUCAAAGUCCACAAACAUCACAUGCAGGUUCAUUCUGUAUUCAUAGAUUUUUUUAUUCGAAACUGAAUGGUACUAAAACAAUUUCUGCGCUUACAAGUCUAACAGGUAUUUAUCUUUUCUUUUUUCUAUGGAAUAUAAUUACAAAGUGACUGUUGCAAAUAGUUUUCUUUUCCGAAAAAGACAAUAAAAAAAGUGGAAAUAUAUCCAUGUUUUGUUAUAAAUUUUUGUCGAAAAUAAAGGAAUCAGGUCCAAAAGAAGUUUGGCAGCAUAUUAAUUUCAUAUGAGCUGAUUGUAUAUCUGGUUACUUUUAAAUAUAAAAUAUUUAUUUAAUAUUUGUGUUGUCUGUUAAACAUAUACCGGAUGGCCAUUACCAGAUACUGCCUUAAACAUUUUGAUAUAAAUAUUUAUUUUCACUUAUGAAUUGAUAUCAUUGAAUUAAUUUUACGUUUUUAUAAUGUUGAUGCAGUUUUCAUUAGGCCAUCCUGCAUUAUUUGUGUUGAUACCGUUUAGAAAUGUGCUUAAGUUUAAUAAUAUAGAUUUUUUCAACUUUUAAUGUCUUCUUUUCUGAAUAUAUCGAUCAAAAUUUAUGUUUGAAGACAGUGGCGGCGCUAGACCACGCGUGAACGUCGGCGAAAUUAGGUUCGUGAGCCCCUCUUUUUUUCCCAACAAAGAAAAUGUUAAACUACAUAAGCCGAAUUAUAAUUAAACUACUAUUUUAUGACUGUUCACAUUAUGAUAAAAAUUCCACAAAUAGAAAUUAAAAUAGACGAACUUUUCGGCUUUUGGUCACACUGAACUUUUUCAGGAUUCAUAGCUAAUUCUAGCCGCAAUUUCAGUUUCAAUUAAUAGAACUGCUAACGCAGAUAGUCUCUCUUGAUUCAUUGUGUUUCUCAAGUAGGUCUUAAUCAAUUUUAACUUCGAGAAGCUCCUCUCAGCGGAAGCUGUACUGACAUGAACUGUGAGCAUGAUUUUAAUUUGGAUAUAUUUCUUCCAAAUUAUUUUCUAAAAUGUACUGAAUGAGUCUAGUGAAUUUGUUUUUGAAAAUUUGAGUUCUUAAUAGUUUGAAAGGCUGUAUGUUGUUGUUUGUAUCCUUCCCGAAUAUAGUAUUGUACCUAAAUCAUUACAAUACUUGAGAAAGUCUUCUUUUGAUAUACAGUUUAAAUAACUGAUAUAAAUGAAACGAAAUGAUUAAAAAGAUUCAUUGCGUGCUUUGAAUCAACAUUCAGUGUGUUAACUAUGUACUGCAUAUCACAAGAUUGAAUAGGUUCAUCAAUAUGUUCAUAAUCGAACAUUCGUGUUUUCCUAGUUGUGCUUUUUUCUUUAAAUUAAGACUCAAUUUCGAUAAUACUUUUCUCUACAAAUAAUCGAGCUUGUGCAACACCAUUGGCAAAUCCUGUAUUACGGAAUUCUUGAAUCCAGUAGCAAAAUGACGAUAAUCAACUCAGAGACUGAAGAUAGUUUACCUUUAGUCUCUGAAGACGAUAACUUGGUUAUCGAAACUAGACUGCGGUGGCCGACGCCUAGCGCCGCCACUGUUUGAAGAGUCGAUUAAAACUUUUGUUAUUGUAUCAUAAGGAAACCAAUGAAGAUAUAGUAAAUGAGGAAGUACUGAUCAAAAGUUUUGUCGCUGUUGUGGAGAACUAUGGAUUUUAAAGAUUCUGGUGCCAAAAAAAACUGAUAGUUCUUGUCUUAUACUUGAAUCUCAUCAGGAUUAUCGGAUUGUCCAAAAUUAAAUUAUUCAAAAUCUAGUAAAAGAUAAUUAUAUGGAAUGUUUUACAUAAUACUCAGAGAUAUUUAAUUACUGGAUUAUGUUUUCAAAAAAUUGACCGAACCGAAGAGUAUUCAUUGAUUAUCUCGUCUUUAGGAAACGGUUAUUUUCCAGUGUAUUGAAAAUGUGUAAAAUUUUUAUCCACUAUAGCAUUAUAUUAGUUCUAUCCACCAUACAAGAUACCACUUCAAUUCAACCACUAGCGGAACAUUGAAAAAUCUAGAAUUGAUGACAUUUUACUUAUUUAUUAUUAACAUUCUUUGUUCUAUCACUUCGUUUCCAUUAAUAAAUGAAUGUAAAAAAGGUUUAGUACCAGACGAACCUAGGUUUUAUCUUGUUAGCUGAUUAGAUAUACCAUUAUUACCAUACAGUGGAACUUCUCUAUCCAGCUUGUCAUUUAAGGAGGUGGCAGAUGUACAGAUUUGCCACCUCUACUGACUUCUGAAAUUCGAUACUUUAGUUCAUAACUAAAGAUAUCAUUUAGUAUACUGCGUAUGGCUUUAUAUUCAAAUUUUAUGUAAUUAGUUUUAUUUCUGUAAAAAUUUCAAAUCUUUUCUCCGUGUGAACAAUAAAAAAUUUGCCUACAGGCUACUCAGCCUGCUCCUAAAUUCAUCACUGGUGACAGUGUAAAAAAUACAUCAUGUUUUGUUAAAAAAUUUUGCAAUUCUGUUUUUAAUUAACGUGAAUAUAACUUGGGUUUUGAUACAUUUUAUUCAUUUAAAAAAAUUAAUUGAGAAUAAAAUGAUAUUUAAAACACUUAUACUGUGUAAGUAGCUUAUUUUCUUAUUUUAAGGGGUAUUUUGACGCGAUUGCUAAUCCAAGCUUAUUUUUCUAUAUGCAGAUUACUCUUUUUACUCAUGAACCGCCCCUUAAAUUAUCAUAAUUAAUUCAAUAGUUGCUUUCCAAUUACAUAAUUUGAGCACCAAAUCGAGCACAUGUGCGCACCCAUGUUCCAAAUUGUCGUUUUUAAGAUGUGUGCGUCGAGCAUAGUUGCGUUUUCCCCUUGUCCCUAAAACACCAGAUAAAUGUUUGAGCCCUACGAGCUUUAAAAUUGUGCUUUAAUCCCAAAUUUUACAAUUGAUGGGCAUACAUUACAAAUUCAUUUCGGUUUAUUAAGAUUUACAUUUGUGUUUGUUUAGAACAAAAUUUUCUCAUAUUGGCUUCAGAGGCAAAUUGGAAAUAUGAAUUAUUUCUUAAUUUAGAAGACUAGAAGACAAUUAAUCAUGUAUUUCGGAUACAGAAAGAAAUAAACAAAUAAUUUGUGACUUAUUUUCAAAUUUGACACUUGACACAAGUGAGGGUGUGUUCCAAUUGAUUCUUGUGUGCUAAGCUCAUAAGCGCCGAGCCCAUGGAUAUCGUGCACAAAGUGCUAAAUAAAUUGGAAAGCAACUAAUUGUCUAAAAAAUUGUAGUAGCAGUGGCGUAGUAAAUAUUCGUUUCCUUUCAUCAAAUAUUUUAAUUAUUAGUUUACAGUAUUUUCUGCAACUAUCAUUUGAUGAAAACUAGUUUUUAUUUUUUUUUUUGUUAAUAAGUAGUAUUUAAUUAAUAAUUAUCAUUUAUUAUAAAAAAAUAGAUUAAUGUAAAACCUUUCUUUGUUUAUGUAUAAAUUUUUUAUCAUAAAUUUUAUUUGGAGGGCUGAUUCUGUUCAGGCGGAUGGGAAGUUAAUGUUCCAAAAUUAAAUUUGACAUUUUCUUUACUACCCUCUACCAUCGUAGUGGAUUACCAACUACUGUAUCUUUUUAUACGGUGAGAUUACUACCUCAAUCCACCAAUAAGGCUGCAGAUCUAUGAAAACAUGUCCAGUAUAUAAAUUGAGAUCUGGCAAAUUGUUUGUCCAUGUUUCCAAAUUUCUUUAUUCUAUUGGCUUGAAAAUCAGUAUCGUAAUUAAGUUCAUACACAAAAAAUACUCGAUUCAAGUAUCUAAUGUACAUUGUACAAUAAAUUGAACGUCCAUAUAAAUUGCAAGUGUGCUUAAUUUUGUUAAAUCCACUAAAAGUACUUAAGCUGCUUCGAAAUUAUCGCAUAUUCUUCACUACUCUUUAGAAAUACUCUUUUCACUAACAUUAAACAAUUAAAAUUGAACAGUUAGUCGAUAUUGGCUCUAUUUCGAUCCCAUUCAACCAAAUGGGUCUCAAAUGUUUAUUGCCUUCCCAUGGCGUUGAAAGUAAAAUGAACAAUAUAAAAAUUCGUCGACUGUUAUUAACUAAAAUACGCGAAUACUAAUUUAAUUAAGGUACGAACUCGUGCAGUUCAAACAACAAAUUUGGUCACGUGACGAGCUUGAUCGCUUGAAGAAAAACGAGUUAAAACUCCACAAUCGAUAUAUAUCCAUAAUAUAAACAAGUUAUGUGAGGUUAAGUUAUUUAUUGUUCAGACCUAUAAUUGCAAUUAAGAAUUACUGAGUUAUUAUUUGGUAGAAGUAGUUAGUAAAUAACUACUGAACUUUAUAUUAAUAUAAUAUGUUUUUGAGGGUAAAAGAUAUAUUAUCAAAUCAUGUUAAUUCAGUUAACUUGUGUUACUGUUUAUCGGAGAUAUUAGGAAUGUAGUAUCGGUAUCGAUUUAUCGAUAUUUAUAUUUUUAAAACUGUACUGUUUGUCGCCUCGAUGUCCGUUGCUGUUACUACAAUUUGUUGCAGUAACCUAUUUGAUUACUCGAAAUAAAGGGCUGCAUGGGAACGUACCAUUAGAAGUUACUAUACAUACAUACAUUUUUUUAUUAAGAAUCGAUUGGAUUAUGAAAUUACGUCGCUUUGUCAAUAUUAAUAUUAAUAACCGUUUUAAUAUUACGUUUUAUGGAUAUUUGUAUAUAGUAGUUGUUAAAGAUUUGAAAACAAUAUCAGUUAGAAAUGGAGUUUAUUUUCUAAAUUUAUCAACAACUCUUAAUGCAAAAUAGAAAAGUUCUGGAAACAAAAAUUUUCAAAAGUGCUUUAAUAGAUAAUUUCUGUUUAUAAUGAAACUGAGUAAGUUUGGAAUGACAAUUCAGAAAAAUAUCAUAGGACUUUUAACUUGAAUGGAAUUUCUGGUAGCGUUUUUGGCAUUCAUACUGCACACACUGUUUAAGCGGGGAUCGUACUAGUCAAUCUCGCUAAAGUAGCCCGAUUAAUUAAUAACGAAAAUAAAUUCGUUCAUAUGCUUCAUGUUUGCUGAACAUAUCAAGCAGCCAUUUCAGUUUCAAUACUUUCAUGCCACAAAAUGAAAACCGUUGCUCAUUUCAUUUUUGUAGUUUGUAUUAUCUUUUUGAUUUUGUUUUUUAAAUCAGUAGCGUCAUCCUCGGUAUUUCCAUAUAAUUGCAAAGUUGAAAUAGCUAUUGUCUCGUUUAAACUUAUUGCUAACAUUCCAUAGACACUAUUAUUUUUCUAUAAUUAUUGUCUAAAAAUACCUGUAUGAGUUCAUUUCGCCAACGAAAAACCAUUUUGAACUGAAUAAACAAAACUAAAAUAGGGCAUCAGUUUGGAUUCAUUUGAACAAUAAUAGACUCUGCUUUUACUGAACGUAUCAAACUGAUGAUCAUUUUUAAUGAACAGGUUUUCUCUCACAUUCAUUAUUCAUUCAGAAUCACCGAAUCAGUCAGACUGAUUCAGCGAGGCUGACUAGUGAGAACCCCACUUCACAUUAUACUAACCAACAUAGUACUACAGUCGACCAGUGGUUAUCUGAAAAAUGUUUUGCAAGACUAUAUAGGAUUAUCACAUUGAUAGAAAUAUAGAGUAGGUGCUGUAAAAGCCCUCUGUAGACCGGAAUAUACUGGAAAAACUGGUCUAGUAAUAUGAAAAACAUGUACAAGUGUACCUUUAUGUUAUAAACAUGUUGUAUUAUCUUGAAUUGACUGUAUUACACUUUUUGACAUCUAUUUUGAUAGCCAAGUUAUCAUAAGUGGCAGUAAUCGGUGUGUUCAUAUUAAAAUGAAUCAUGCAGUUCAAAAACAGCACCAAAUUUAUUAUUCUAGCUAACAUCUUGUUAAAAAUGAACAUUUUGUAUAUAUUUUUUAAUUUUAUCACUGAUAUUGUAUUCAAAAUCUUUAAUAUUACCAGAAAGUACAGUUUUGAACACAUUUCAUUCAAUUGUUAAAAAAUUUCUUGUCUGGUCAAUUACUGACAAUCAAAUAAUUUGUUUUUUUUAAUGAGUCUAAAAAUAGGGAUUCUACAUAAUUAUAAUAUAAUAUUGAUUUUUUUAAUAAUAAACAAAAUUUAGUUAAUAGAAGAGAUACCUCCGAUAGAUUCUUAAAUAAAAAACAAAAAUAUACAAAAAAGAUUUUAUUACCGAAUGUAAUAUAUAAUAAUAAUUAUUUCUCCACAUAAUCUGUGAACAAGUUUUCCAAUGAAUACAAGGGAGUGAUAACAGUUUCAUUCAGCUCCAUGUCAGUUUAAAAGCGCUGCCCCCCAGCCACUCAAGCUCAAGGACAAGAUGGAUUAUUCUGUACUAGAUUGGAAUGAUAUGGUUGGUAUUCAAAAAUAUCCCAUCAAAAUGUGCCGAAGGAGACGUUGUUUCACAAAUUUUGGUUAGCUCUGUGUAAACAUCGCUUUUUCACAAAACAAAUCUGAAUAAACGCCAAAAGUAACAUACCUUUUUAUUUCCAAAAGCCAGUUGUUUAUCAUUCAUUUAAAUUUCUUGAGUCUCUUUGGAUAAUGUGUCAUAUUGGAAUCAUGUUUCAUCACAAUGGAUUUGAAAGAGAACGAGCGCAACUGUUCAGUAACGAUGGAUAACGGUGAACAUCUGAAAAUUUCAUCAAUAAUUCACUUACGAUAAACCGAUUUUCCUUGCUUGGAUAACUCGUUUCUAACAACUAACUUGUGUCCUUGAUGAACAAACAUGCUUAUGUUACUGCAAAUCAAUUCUAUAUGGACAGUUUCUAUAAGUGGAAGCUGUUCCGACUAAGGAAGACAGAAUGGCAAUGAUUUCUCUAUCCUCCGAGGUUCCAGCUCGGUUCUGGCGCAUGCUUGAGAAUGCGCAUUAUAUAUAAAGUGUCUCGAACGAGAUAGAAAAUGCAUAUUUCAGUAACUAUGGAAGGUGGAGGUAAGGAGCACCAUCUCAUAUGGGGGCUUAGCUUAAAAACUGUCCGCUUGUAGACGGUAAAUUAUAAAUUAAAAUUUAACAUAUGAACUUAGUUAUUUUAGAUAGAGUGAAGUAUUCAGUGUUAGAAAAUUCAAUAUUUCAAAUGACUAGAUAAUUAAAUAUUGGUAUACAAUAUCUAAACUAUUCACGUAGUCCAAAAUAAUUUUGUAAAUAUAACCUAGAAAUCAUACUGUGAGAUAAUGCCGAAUGUUAAUUAAUUAUUGUGAAUUUGUAAGAAUUUUUCAAGUAAUUAUAAAGUCAAUUGCUACAAAACUUUACUACGCAAUAGAAUCAUCAAAUUUGCUCAGUGAAAAGUUGUCCGAGUGGAAGUAAAAUGAAAAGUAACUCAAGUAGUACGCCGAAGUCAUUAUCGUUCUUUAAAAUCGUGCUAUAGUUUGACCUCACUAACGUAAAGAAUUUGAUGGAUACUUUCUAUAGCACAGAGAUGGUUCUCAUUAUCUCUACCCUCCAUAGCAGUAAUGUAGGGACGUUUGUUUACAUAUGUGUGUGAUAGAGCGUGUUGAGGGGGAGAUGCGCAGUCGCAAACUACGUAUCAACAAUUUGCCGCAUUCAUGCUCAUCAUACUGGUCCAUCGGAUAUUGAAAGGGAAAUGCUUGGAAUUUCAUUUAGAAUCUUUUUUGAAUAUUUUGUUUUGUUGAAGGUUUCCUGUACUUUCUUUGAUGUAGUAUUAUUAUUAAAGUGAAAUUUUCAAUUUUAUCACUCAAAAAAUAGUAUUUUAAUACUUCACAAACAUAUUUUGAAUCACAAAUUGUAUAUUUUAGAAUUGAUUACACAAUUAGAUAAGAUCGAUAGCAAUCCUUAAUUGUUAUUAUUAAACUUGAAAUUUAUUUCCAAUUAUUGUUUUUUUUUCUUCUAAAAACUUCAGACAGUCACUAAGUUUUCACUAAAUCAAAAAACUAUUUUGUAAUCGCAAACACAUCUAAAUAAUAGACUUUCGUGUUAAAGUUUUCAGAGGCGUAGCGUAGAAUAAUCAGACAUGGGUGAAAGUGGCAUCAACGCGUUUUUAGCUAGUCACUACUAACAAAUCUCUUUUAUUUUUCGGCCGUAAAAGUAAUCAUAUGGUAGAGUCUAAAUGGGUCUUGCGUGGGCUCACACCUAUCUACGCCAUUUUAAAUUCCUUAUGUCUCAUACUUCUUGUAGUAAUUAAUUUGCUAAAAUUAUAAUUGGACCAAAAAGUUUUUGUUUGCUGAAACUUUAGUAAACAAUUGCAGCUUGUUUUUUGAAAACCACCUGUUUAAAAAUUUCCAUGUUAUAAUUGUUGAUAUAUUCAAUUCACAUUUUUAGAUAAACUAGCAAUUGAACAUGUAUAAUUAAAUAAUCGAUGUUUGUAAUGUUGAAAAAAAAUUUGUUAUUAUUGAUGGAAACGAAAUUUUGUUAAUUUAAAUAAAAUUUUAGAGCACCCAAAAUAGAUUUUUAUUGCUCUCCGUACCUAUCAAAGAGAUGAGCGUUUGUGAAUAAUUUUUAGGUUAAUGUCACAUUUGACCUUAGAUUAGGGAACGGACUCUUUUUACUAGUCCAGUGUUUACUGGGAAUCACUACAUAUUAUAAAACAAAAGAUUGGUUAGCGGGUCAAUUUCGAAUAUAUCCCGAAUCCUUUGGUAACCAAUUUAGGAUCACUGUAAUGCACGUGCUUCAUUACGAACCCAUUCAUGAAGUUGAGGUUUGUCCUUGGUAGCUGCGAUGGCAGAACUAGUUCGAGAAGUGUACACUAAAGCGUUCUUUGUAGCAGAACCAGCGCUAGUGUCGCUG
Diorhabda sublineata is the source of this 16949-nucleotide messenger RNA. RefSeq names its product F-box only protein 33. Gene Ontology annotation, biological process: positive regulation of protein ubiquitination; SCF-dependent proteasomal ubiquitin-dependent protein catabolic process. The coding region runs from base 201 to 1586 and encodes 461 amino acids. The record is from RefSeq and is a predicted model, not a curated record. The transcript is spliced from 7 exons. Lineage: Eukaryota; Metazoa; Arthropoda; Insecta; Coleoptera; Chrysomelidae. Gene Ontology annotation, cellular component: SCF ubiquitin ligase complex. Gene Ontology annotation, molecular function: protein binding.